Molecule: messenger RNA, 2139 nt
Organism: Panthera uncia (snow leopard)
Lineage: Eukaryota; Metazoa; Chordata; Mammalia; Carnivora; Felidae
Gene: MS4A2
Product: membrane spanning 4-domains A2
Exons: 7
Coding region: 104-835 (243 amino acids)
Biological process (GO): cell surface receptor signaling pathway
Cellular component (GO): external side of plasma membrane; plasma membrane; Fc-epsilon receptor I complex
Source: RefSeq, a predicted model, not a curated record
CAACCCAUCCUCACUGACCAUCUGGAGCACACGGCGAGAGGAAGCCCACCAAGGCUCAUCGUAACAGCACUCUUCACGGGUGGCUCGCUCAGCUCAUGAGAAAAUGGACACAGAAAGUAGUAGCAGGGAAGGUCUUGCUUUCCCAAUGCCACAAAGCCCCUCCAGCGUGCCCCAGAUCGAACUUUCGGAAGUAUCUCUCCAUGAUAACGCCUUACGGGAGGAGGCUGCCUCAGCCCCACCAAGCCGUACCUGGCUGAGGUUUUUGAGGAGGGAGCUGGAAUUCCUGGGGGUAACACAAAUUCUGAUUGCUUUGAUAUGUCUUUGUUUUGGAAUGAUCGUCUGCUUUGCGAUCAAUGUUUCCGAAUUUAAGGAAGAUUUUUUUUCAUCAUUUAAAGCAGGCUACCCAUUCUGGGGAGCAAUGUUUUUUGCUAUUUCCGGAUUUUUUCCAAUUCUGUCUGAAAAGAAAUAUGCCAUAUAUCUGGUGUGGGGAAGCCUGGGAGCAAACACCGUCAGCAGCAUUGUUGCAGGAAUAGGAAUCUUCAUCCUGACCAUCAACUUGAAGAGUUGCUGGCCUCAUAUCUACAACUGCCAGGAAACUCAUGGAGAUGACUUCUGCUUUGUGGCUUGGUUUUCCACCGAGAUUGUGGCAAUGAUCCUGUUUCUCACUGUCCUGGGGUUUUGUAGUGCUGUGUCACUCAUGAUCUAUGGCCUUGGAGAAGUAUUCCAGAAAAAGAAGAUUCCAGAAGAUCGUCUUUAUGAAGAAUUAAACAUAUAUUCGCCAAUUUACAGUGAGUUGGAAGACAAAGGGGAGACAUCUUCUCCUGCUGAUUCAUAAGAAUUAUGUGUUCAGAACAUUCUGACUCACAGCAAAAGGUCUAGAAAAAACCAAGAUCUUUGUUUAAGGGGCUACCGACAAAAUUUCAAUUCUCUCUAUGGUCUGCCAGUUUUACAUUAAGAUUUAUUCUCCAGAUGGUAAUACUCUAUCUGUUGUUUCUGCUCACCUAGACUCCCCCUGCCUCACCCAUUUUUAGAUAUGAUUGACUCCUAUUUUUCUUGUUUUCUAUUGCUGUCUCGUACCUACUUUUGUGGGAAGUCAACAAAUAAUCAGUUAGCAUUUACUCUGUGCCUAUAAUGGUGCAAAUAGAGGAAACAAGAGGAAGUCUGGUUGAGAGAUGAGUUAAACUUUGACAGUUCGGUCAUGUUUGGUUCUUAGCCCUUUUCAGAGUUCGUAAGGGCUACAGAUGUGCGUGAUAUAUGUCCCCCUACUGGACUGUAAGCACCUAAAGGACAAAGCCCAUUCAGCAAAUGUAUACUGAGGACCAAAUAAGUGUUCUAAGUUUUCCACACUUGUCUCUUUCGCUUCAUGUUUCCCAGUUUCCUAUAUCACGGGAGCUCAAAGUGUAUUUAUGGAGUGGAUGGGGGAACAUUCGGAGAAGAUAUACCACUGGGUCAGGUGCCAGGUUGAGUUGCGAAGAAGAAAGAAAUUACUUUAAGGUGAAUUUGGAGGUGAGAAGGAGGCCAAUUGGCAGAUAAUUAGCAAUAGGAAUAUAGUCAGAUGGAAAUUUGAAAAGAAUUCUAUUCUAUUAAUCAUUUUGGUGGAUGUUUAUCACAUCAGCUUAGCAAUGGAUGCUUCCUGCUUAUGUUUGAUCUUAUGUGGAGAGUCCAACAUGGAAUCUUAGAAGGAUCACAGAUCUUAGAAAAUGCAUUGGAAUCCGAGGCCUAUUGCUUAUUAGUUGAGUGGGUGUGGGAAGUUAUUUAAUUUUUUUUUUUACUUAAUCUGGUUUUUCUCAUAUGUAAAAUUAAGACAUUAGGAAUAAUUUACCUGCCAGGAUUAAAGGUCUAUUGUGGGAACACACACACACACACACACUUAAAACUAACUCAAAUGGCCCCACUCUCUAAUUCCACUUCAAUUUUCUCUCUUAAAUACACUGUUUGACCAUCUCGCAUCAGCACCCCAACUUGAAAUGUUCUGUCAUCUCUUCUGUGCUUGCUUGAAUUUCUUCUUUCUUCAAUCCCUACUUUAAGUCCCUCCUCAUUCUUUAAGGUUUUCCAGUCAAAAUUGUUCUUUUCUCUAAAUGGUAAUUUUUUUUUCAAACCAAAUACUCACACACACACACCUUACACUAUAUACAACUU